Messenger RNA from Dovyalis caffra, 741 nucleotides. NCBI's taxonomy places the organism in Eukaryota, Viridiplantae, Streptophyta, Magnoliopsida, Malpighiales, Salicaceae. The record is from the annotation of a GenBank genome assembly.
AUGGCAGGAGCAUCAGUUAUUUCUGCCCCUGCUGCCAGCUUCUCUAUAUCUUCUCGCACCAAAUCUCCCUCUCUUUCUUUAUUCUCUCAAAGAAGAAACUCACUGGUUUCUGCCUUGCCUAAACGCUACAGUGAGUCUUCAACAAGUGUUGAAGCAAAGGGAAGCAAUCCACCCAUUAUGCCAGCAGUGAUGACUCCAGGAGGACCCUUGGAUUUGUCAUCUGUGUUAUUUAGGAAUCGCAUAAUCUUUAUUGGGCAGCCAAUCAAUUCGCAGGUGGCUCAACGAGUUAUUUCACAGCUUGUGACUCUAGCAACGAUCGACGAGAAAGCAGAUAUUCUGAUGUAUCUGAACUGUCCUGGUGGAAGCACUUACUCUGUUCUGGCAAUCUAUGAUUGCAUGUCUUGGAUAAAGCCUAAAGUUGGCACUGUAUGUUUUGGAGUAGCUGCAAGCCAGGGUGCACUUCUUCUUUCUGGUGGAGAGAAGGGAAUGCGGUAUGCAAUGCCUAAUGCACGUAUUAUGAUACAUCAACCGCAGGGUGGCUGUGGGGGUCAUGUGGAGGAUGUGAGGCGGCAAGUAAAUGAAGCAGUUCAAGCUCGUCAUAAAAUUGACCAAAUGUACGCUGCAUUUACUGGCCAACCCCUUGAGAAAGUACAACAAUACACUGAGAGAGAUCGUUUCUUGUCUACUUCGGAGGCAAUGGAGUUUGGGCUCAUUGAUGGCAUCCUGGAAACAGAAUAUUAA